CGAGGAUAUGAUGACCCAGGUACUAUUUGCCAGACCAGGGAAGUGCUUCACGCUGUCUCGCUGGCCAGUCACCAGGCAGAUCCAGAACCCAGACACCGCCCGGCCCGAUGGCGGAACACCCCCAGCAGACGCGCCAGAGUCCCGACGCGGCCAGCCCGAUGUCGUGGGGCAGCGCUGAAGGAGGCGCUGACGAGGAAGAGCUGCGGGAGGCGUGCGGCGUCUUCGGGUGCGUGGUGGCCAGGAACACGCCGGAGGGGAGUGUGAAUGCGUCGCAGGUUAUAUACUUGGGGCUGGUGGCUCUGCAGCACAGGGGGCAGGAGAGCGCGGGCAUCGUCACCAGCGAGGGCCUCGGAUGCAAGCAGUUCCACUACCACAAGGGGGAGGGCCUCGUCGCCUCCACCUUCAGGGACGAGAACCUGCAGAAGCUCAAAGGUCAUCUGGGCAUCGGGCACACCCGGUACGCCACCAUGGGAGGUCGUGACCCCAGCAACAUCCAGCCCUUCAUGGUGCACACGCGACACGGCCCCUUUGCCACCGCGCAUAAUGGGGAGCUCAUUAAUGGGGUCGCGCUCAGGAAGACGGUCCUCGAGCGGGGCGUGGGGCUCUCGACGAGAUCCGACUCGGAACUGAUCACCCAGAUGCUGUCCCUGACGCCACCCCGCGGGAGAGAAGGACGGCCGGACUGGGCUCGGAUAAGGCACCUCAUGGAAGCCACGCCCACGGCCUAUUCCCUCGCCCUCAUGCACGAGGAUAAGGUGUACGGGGUGAGGGACCCCUUUGGCAACAGGCCGCUGUGUAUCGGCCGCAUAGUGAGUCUGUCUGAUAAGAAAGACAUGACGCAGCCAGAAUCAGACUUGGGUUGGGUUCUCAGCUCCGAAUCUUGUGCGUUCCAGUCCGUUGGCGCGACGCUUAUACGGGAGGUCUUCCCCGGGGAGAUCAUCGAGCUGAGUCCCGACGGGAUUCGGUCCCUGGAUAUCGUCCCGCGUCCGAAGCCUGCGAAGCCGAUCCGCGUGGGAUACGACCAGACCGUCAUUCCUCACAUGCUGCAGAUUCCUCCUCCGGCUUUCUGCAUCUUCGAAUAUGUCUACUUCUCGCGGUCUGAUACCUUCUACGAGGGACAGCAAGUCUACACCGUUCGGCAGCGUUGUGGUCGCCAGCUUGCCAUUGAGACUUCCGUUGAUGCUGAUAUUAUUUCCACUGUGCCGGAAUCCGCUACUCCGGCUGCUAUGGGAUAUGCAUUACAGUCUGGCAUUCCCUAUGUGGAAGUCCUGUGCAGAAACAGGUAUGUGGGGCGCAGCUUCAUCCAGCCAGACACCCGUUCCAGGCAACUUGCAGUAGCGAAGAAGUUUGGGGCCAUCACAGCUAACUUGGAAGGGCGAAGGGUGGUGCUAGUGGAUGACUCGAUUGUUAGAGGCACGACCAUUGGGCCGCUGGUUCGACUCCUGAAACAGUAUGGGGCUAAGGAGGUCCACAUCCGCAUUGCUUCCCCGCCCAUUCAGCACCCGUGUUACAUGGGCAUCAACAUCCCGACUAAAGGGGAACUCAUUGCCAACACGAAAGCUCCCGAAGAACUGGCUGGUUUUAUAGGUGCUGACAGUCUGGCAUACCUGAGCAUAGAGGGCCUCGUGAAGGCAGUGAGUGCAGGUGCUCCUAAAGACAAGGAUAUGUCUGGAUACUGCACGGCUUGUCUUGAUGGAAAUUACCCUGUGCAUCUCGAGUGGUGAUCUCUUCUUUAUAUAUUAAUCUCAUUUUCUCCUCUCUUCUCUCUUCUCUCUUCU
Messenger RNA from Penaeus vannamei (Pacific white shrimp), 1778 nucleotides. NCBI's taxonomy places the organism in Eukaryota, Metazoa, Arthropoda, Malacostraca, Decapoda, Penaeidae. The record is from RefSeq and is a predicted model, not a curated record.